Molecule: messenger RNA, 4395 nt
Organism: Sciurus carolinensis (gray squirrel)
Lineage: Eukaryota; Metazoa; Chordata; Mammalia; Rodentia; Sciuridae
Gene: Proser3
Product: proline and serine rich 3
Exons: 10
Coding region: 130-2412 (760 amino acids)
Source: RefSeq, a predicted model, not a curated record
GGCCCUCUCAUUCUGAAGGUACUUCCAGAGAGGGGCGGGGCUGAUGGAGCAUUGCUAAGCGACCAUUGCGCGCUGGGUUUGUCGGGUGAAGAAGCGGAGCUGGCACAAGCGCCGGAGAGUAGCUGCGGAAUGGAUCGUGGCCUGUCAGUUUUCUCCAUCCAAGAGAACGCCUUUGGAGAUGCUCCCCUGGGUGGAAGCCACGAUUGGUCAUCCCAAAACCAGACCUGGCAACCCACGACUCUGAGCCCAUCCAGGUCCCAGAGAACCAAGCUCCCACAAGCUCCCAAGGCUGCAACCAACUCCCCUGAACUGUUCAAAGCGUCCUGGCCAUCGAGUUCAGGAACCCCUUCCCCAUCCAUCACCACUGAGAGGGCCUCUCCACCACCUAUCCUGAUUGACAGUGGGGACUCUGUGGUAGCCAAGUAUAUAAACAGGUUCCGCCAAGCUCAGCCCACAAGCCGAGAGGAACGCCAGCCUGCAGGCCCAACCCCAGAUGACUUUUGGUGGCUGCGGCCAGAGUCUUCAGAUCUCAGCAAUCAAUGUGCAAUAGCAGGAGCCAGUGAACGGAAAGAAAAACCCAAAACUGCAAUCCCAGCUCCCGCCAAGGUGGCCAGCACAUCCCAGGUUGUGGCUCCACUUCAGGAAAUAAAGCAGAGACUCAACUCUUGGAACUCAUCGAUGCUGGACCUGGAGACACUAAGCCUACAGAGCAGAGCCUCCAAGCUGCUUAAACGCAGCAAGGCCUCCAUCUCCUCCCCCUCCUCUCUCAGCCCCAGUGAUGCCAGCACUUCCUCCUUCGCAGUCAGCUCAGAUGGCCUCUCUCCCUUUUCUAUGCCCUUCACCCCUGCCACCAGCAAAGACUCUGGCUGCACAGCACCUGCAACCCCAGUACCAGCCCAGGCCCCCACCCCUGCUCCAGCCCCAGCCCCAGCCCCGGCCCCAGCCUCCUCCCAAGAACCCCUUCGGCCAGAAGAGGAUAUUUUAUACCAGUGGCGGCAGCGGCGGAAGCUUGAACAGGCUAGAGGAGGUGAGGGUGAUGGAACCUGGGUGCUGCCCCGGACCCCAGCCCUCAACACUCUGCCUUCUCCUACCCCUGCAGUGACUCCUGGUUCCCUGAGGACCCAGCCUAACUGUGUCCCAGUGUGGGGCAGUGUGGCCCAGCCUGGUACCCAUGAGACCUUGUAUGUGGAGAGGCCUCCUAUACCCCCAGGACCCUCUCCACACAUCAUCUGGGCACCCAGCCCUCAUGGAUUCUUUUGGGCUCCACAGUCCAGUCCCUGGGUACCUCUUGUGACUGUUCCUCCCACGGUGCUCGCUUCUACACAAGCUCCCCAGGCCUCUACCCUAGCUACCCCCGUUCCCACCCCGGCACCUACGGCCUCCAUCCCAGUGCCCUCGGCCUCCACCCCAGUGCCCUCGGUCUCCACCCUGGCUCCCCUGACCCCUACACUAGCCACCCCCAUUCCCACCCUAGCACCCACGGCCUCCACCCCAGUACCCGCGGCCUCCAUCCCAGAGCCCGCGGCCUCCACCCUGGCUCCCCAGGCCUCCACUUUCACGACCCCCACUACCCUUCAGGGCCCGGGCCCGCCUUUCCCUGAACCAAGCAGCCCCGCCCAGCCAGGGAAGCCGGGCUCCAAGCCUCGGAGAUCCAGAGCUUUGCACCCAGAGACUGCUGGUGAGGAGCCUGACCUGCAGCUCAGGGGCGCCUUGGGCCAGGUGGUGACAGCGCGACUGUUCCCUGACUGCCUGGAGGACACGCCCCCUCGCCUUGAGGCCCCGCCUCCAGCGGUAGCAGGAUCUCCAAAAGUCAAAGCCACACACCCGCAAACCCAGGUUUCGCCCCCUUGCCCUGAGAUCACACCCCCUCCAUUGGACACACACUAUAGGUCUAGGGCCCAGUCUCGCAAAGCCAAGGCCAGGCCCGCCCCAGCCGGGUUGGUGCUUCAGAAAGUUAAAACCACUCCCCCAGCUGAAGGCGGAUGUCCACAGCCCAAGGCCCCACCGCCUCCAACCGAGGAGGCGUCCACACACCCCAAGGUUCCGCCACCCGACUUCAGGGUGGGGCCUCUUGAGGCCGUGGCCACGCCCCCGCCGGCGGGUCAGCAGCCCUCAGAGGACUUGCUCUCCCAGGCCGCCCGACUUCUGGAGGCUGCGGAAGGUGAGCGCUUGCCCGGCUCCCUGGGAUCCUGGCGUUGGUUCAGUCUCCUAAGAUUCCGGUGCCCUGGAACUCACCCUUUUCCCACCCAUCCCCCAGACUCCGAUGGCAGCGAGUUUCAGGACGACCCGGUGCUGCGGGUGCUAAGAGCUCAGAGAGCAGAGCUGCGACUGCAGAAAAGGAAAGUGGAUGCCCAAUUGUUGAAAGCGAUGAUGGAGGAUGGGAGAGCAGUGACUGAGAUCAGGGGUCUCUGAUGCCCUCAUGGCUGUGGCAUGCCCGGUUCCUGGGAAUGUUUCUGUGCAAGGGCAGAGGAUACCUAGCUACUGUAGCAGUGUCCUGCAUGAGGAGGCUGUGUACAAGAGCCCUAUCAGUUCUAACCUUGAUCUCAGGCACACAGCUCCUGGGAAGGAAGGAAUUCUUACGCUAGACAACCACAAUGUUUCACCAGCUCUGCUCCAGUUCUUGCCCGCCUUACAAUAACUUUAAACAAUGGACUUUCUUGAGAGCUCCACAAAACUCCUAACAUUGCACUUUGCAACUCUGGAUUGCAACUGAGGAAAAGCUACAUAGAUGUCCUAGUUUCUGUAACUUUAUUGAAUACAAAGAAUAAUGGUUGCAUAGUCUUUAACCUGACAAUGAGACAUACGUAAAUAAAGAUUGGCAUAACUCUUUAGACCUGCAUCUCCAUCAGAGAGCAGAGCUCCACCUGAUCCCAGCUUAAUCUUCAAGAUAUGUGUCUGUGAAUCUUUAUUUUCCAAUCCCCCUUUGCCCCUUGCCGGACCCAAGAGUUUGGUCAUGCUGGACGGGACGCCCAAUUAUCCAACCUGCUGGACCACACUGAAGACCCAGGAUCUUGGUUCCUUCCAACCAGGUCACCCCCCACGUCACCAGGAAGGCGGCUACGGAGGGAAGGAGUUUCUCUUGAAGCUGGACAACUUUCAAUUGUAUAUGAUCUGUUUUUCCCAGUGAAUGUUUUUUUCCAGGUUACUCUUUGUCUCUAAGAAAUGGAUUAUUGUAGAAAGGCCAGGGGUUGUGCCAAUUUAAGAAAAUGUCUCUUCCUCACAAUUCUGACCACUGAAGCAAAAUUUAUUUUCUGGUUUCAUCUGGUCUGGGGAGCCUAGACAAGUCUGAGACCUAAUUUAUCUGACUUCAAGUCAGAAAUGGGUCCUUCUGUCACAGAUGGACAAAGGGACUGUCCUCUAGGUAUGAAGCUAACUAGAUCAUCCAAGUGUUGACCAAUAGUGGAAAUCCUGCUUGUGUCAGCCACGGGGUUUGGUGCAGCUGAUCUCUCCCUCCUUGAAGCACUUCUUACUCUGCUUCCAGAACCUCUCUCAUUACCUUGACUCUUCAUUGCCCAAUGUGUCAACUUUGGUGUUUCCCAUGGCCCUGGCUUUGACUUCUCUAUCUAUACUCUCUCCCAAGUGCUCUGGUCUAACCUAAUGUCUAUAAACUCCAUCUGAUAGUCCUUAAAUUUCUAUCUCUAGUCUAGUCUAGUGUUGAGUUCCUACGUCUUGUUGCCUACUCAACAUCUCCACCCAAAGGUCUAAGAGACUUCUCAAAUUCUGUAGAUCCUCAGAUUCCUAAGCUCCCAACUUUCCCCUUAAACGUGCUCCUCCCUCAUUUUCCUUACCUCCAUUCUUCUAAUUGACAAGCUAAAGCCUUAUAGUUGUUCUUGACUCUUCUUUCCCUCCCACCCACAGUCAAUCAGCAAAUCCUGUCAUUUCUACCUUUAAAAUUGUCCAAAACCCUCUCCUCCUUCCACUACCCUCACCUCAAUUUAGGCUGUCACCACCUCCUACAUGGACUGUUGAAAACUUAUUAUUAAAUGUGUCUGUGCAUUUUUUCUUUUGUACCAGGAAUUGAACCCAGGGUCACUUAACCACUGAGCAACAUCCCCAGCCCUUUUUAUUUUCUAUUUUGAGACGUGGUCUUGCUAAGUCCUUAGGGCCUUGCUUAAGUUGCUGAGGUUGGUCUCAGACUUGUGACCCUCCUGCCUUAACCUCCUGAACUGGAUUAUAGGCCUGUGCCAAGAGGUAGUCAAUGUUCCUUCCCUUUGAAUCAGCCUCUCCACACAUAGAAUACAGAGGAAGGGGUACAGCUUAACUUCCCAAACUCAGAAAAGAUGAUAUCGUCCACUUGAUUUCCUUUUGCUCCUUCUCUGAUACUUGUUUUAGAGACCUUUUUAAAAAAAAAAAAAACUGAUUGGCCAUGAGGGGAUGGAUUACACACUUAUCAAA